Molecule: messenger RNA, 1855 nt
Organism: Haemorhous mexicanus (house finch)
Lineage: Eukaryota; Metazoa; Chordata; Aves; Passeriformes; Fringillidae
Product: epoxide hydrolase 3-like
Exons: 9
Coding region: 138-1253 (371 amino acids)
Molecular function (GO): hydrolase activity
Source: RefSeq, a predicted model, not a curated record
GCCAGCGCCGCGAUCGCGACAGAGGCGACAGAAAAUCCCCCCGGGGCCCCCCCGAGGUCGCGACAGGUGUCCCUGUCCGUGUCACCAGGUGUCCCCAGGUGUGUCCCCAGGUGUCCCAGGUGUCCCCAGGUGCGGCCAUGCCGCGCCGCCUGCUGUCCCUGCUGCUGGCCCCCACGCGGCUCCUGCUGGCCCUGCGGGGGCUCCUGGCGCGCGGGGGACUCGCGGUGGCCGCGGUGGCCUCGGGGGUGGCCUUCGGCCUCUGGGGGGUGGCGCUGCUGCUGCGCCGCGGGCCCCGCGCGACAUUCGGGUGGCACCGCAGGGACACGGCCCCGCCCGGGCUGGCCGAUGGCACCUUCGGGGAGCACCGGCACCUGCGGCUCCAGGGCUCGGGGCUGCGGCUCCAUUACGUCACUCGGGGUCCCCCCGGGGCCCCCCUGAUGCUGCUGCUCCACGGCUUCCCCCAGAACUGGUUCUGCUGGCGUCACCUGAUGCAGGAGUUCUGUCCCCGCUUCCGGGUGGUGGCCCUGGACCUGCGCGGCUACGGGGACUCGGAGAAGCCACCGGACAGGGACAGCUACCGGCUGGAGCUGCUCCUUGGGGACAUCUGUGACGUCAUCGAGGCCUUGGGGACCCCGGCGGGGACGCCGCGCUGCGUCCUGGUGGGACACGACUGGGGCGGGGUCCUGGCCUGGGAGGUGGCCUCGAGCCACCCGCAGCUGGUGGAGAAGCUGGUGGUGAUGGACGCGCCCCAGAGGGGGGUGAUGGCAGCGUUCACCGCCCGUCACCCCUCGCAGCUGCUCCGUUCCUGUUACAUGUUCCUGUUCCAGCUGCCCUGGCUGCCCGAGCUGCUGCUGUCCCUGGCCGACUUCCAGCUGGUGCGGCUGUUCCUGACCGGGGCCCUGACGGGCAUCCAGGACCCGGCGCGGCGCCUGUCGGAGCAGGAGCUCAACUCCUACCUGUUCGGCCUCUCCCAGCCCGGGGGGCUCAGCCCACCCCUGCACUACUACCGCAACCUCUUCGGGGUCACGCCCAUCCCGCGGGAGCCGCCCCCUCUCCCCACGCUGCUGCUCUGGGGCUCCUGCGACGCCUUCCUGGACCCGCGCCUUGGCCCCGCCCACCUGCGCUGGCUCCGCCCCUCCGCCCGGCUCCGCCUCCUGCCCGGCGCCUCCCAUUGGCUGCCCGAGGAGAGCCCCCGCGCUCUGGCCAAGCUGAUUGGAGAGUUCCUCGGGGGAGGGGCCGAGGAGGGGUCGUAGCCACGCCCAGGAUGGGGGGCGGUGUCGAGAGGGGGUGGGGGAAGGGCGGGGCUUGUGGGGGUGGUCCCAACAUCUGGGAGGGGGGAUGGGACCCCAACAUCUGGGUGGGGACGUGGAAAUUUGGGUGACGGCCCCAACAUCUGGAUGGGAGACCCUGCGGGGGUGAUGGGGACCCCCAACAUCUGGAACGGGGACGUUGAAUUUUGGGUCAGGAUUCCAACAUCUGGAUGAGGACCCCAACACCUGGAUUGGGGGAUGGACCCCCAGUUUUGAGAAGAUCCUGGUUGGGACCCCAACAUCUGGAAUGGGGACAUCAACAUCGGGAUGGGGAUCCCGUGGUCAGGGUUGGGACCCCUAACAUCUGGAUGGGGACACCGAGGUCAGGGUGGGGACCCCAACAUCUGGAUUGGGGGGGGACCCUGGGGGGUGAUGGGACCCCCAACAUCUGGAUGGGACCCUUGGGGGGGUGAUGGGACCCCCAGCAUCUGGAACGGGGACCCCAAAAUUCCAGCGACGGACGCUGCUUUUCCGGGUUUGGGCGGUGCUUUGUUCUGAUUGGUCUGCGGUUGCGUCAAUCAAAGUGAUAAACCAAUCGAGGCGAA